This is a messenger RNA of Corapipo altera (White-ruffed manakin), 1490 nucleotides long. RefSeq names its product ring finger protein 180 (gene RNF180). The record is from RefSeq and is a predicted model, not a curated record. Gene Ontology annotation, molecular function: ubiquitin protein ligase activity; ubiquitin conjugating enzyme binding. Lineage: Eukaryota; Metazoa; Chordata; Aves; Passeriformes; Pipridae. Gene Ontology annotation, cellular component: endoplasmic reticulum membrane. Gene Ontology annotation, biological process: serotonin metabolic process; protein polyubiquitination; norepinephrine metabolic process.
AUGUUAUCUCCCGUUCUAGUCACAGUAUUGCCGCAAGAGGGCAAAACGCAAGAAGGCAAAACACCACGGAGGUGCAAAAACUGCCCCUGGGACUUGCCAGCUCGUGUCCCUUCGCUGCCGCGGUACAGACGCUCACGAAGGGGCCGCCGGGCUGCCUUUCCUUCCACGCAGUCCUCCGUGACGCGCAGAAAUUCCCUACAACGAUUCAUAAGUUUCCUUUGUUCCCCCACCUCACUUCAUUCAAAGCUUCCUCCUUUUUCUUGCUGCCCAUCAAAACAGUCAGGGGCUACUGACGAUACCCAGCACUACCGGCUGGCUCGCACCUGCCGGUGUCUCCGAUGUCCUUGGUCCCUCUCUUUGACUGGCCGCGCUCCCGGAGCGCUUUCCGCCGCCGUUUGUCUCCCGUCUCUUCCCGUUCGCAGGAGCAGCUGCUACUGCGCAACCCCAUCCCCGCCCGCUCCAGCGCCGCCACCUCCUCUGCGCUGCCCCACGUCACAAACUUCAGCUGCUGCUCAGGACUCUUGCAAUGUGAACUUAGAUACCAUUCCAAAGUGGGUGAAAUGUGUCAUUGAAAAGGCAGAGUGGACAAUUGGAAAACUGCACUGUCCAUUCUGUGAGGCCUGCUUAGUGGGCUUUAACUUUGUUUGCAACAAAAGGUAUUUCUGUGGACAGUUAGUAAAUAUACAUUUCUGCAAAACUCAGACUGACUCUCAACCAUCUUUCUCUGUUAAAUUGUCAAAAUCAUCAGGAAAACAUAGCCUCAAAAAUCAGUCUGGUUUUAGCAAGGAUACCUGCCACGAAGUGGUAACUGCAACUUUGCAAAUCAAAAGUCAAGGACUUCCCUACAUGGCCAGAAAUAAUAAUGGUCCUGGAAAAUUAAUAGAAGCACUUUGUCUAGAAGUAGAAGCUCCAAGAUAUGAGAUGAAAAGUAAAAAACUUCCCUUAAGGGCAUUAAACCAGAACAGAAAUCUCUCUUCUUCCUAUCCUAUAAAUGAUGCAUGCACUGUAAAAACUUUUCACAGAAGAUCACGUAGUUUGGAUUUACAUAUCAGAGAGAGACUGUUUUUGUCACCUGUGUUAUAUGAAACUUGCAGUAUGGGAACUAUUUACCAUGGCCAAAAUGAAAACCCACCUGUUUACUCACAGGGUGGCUUGCAAUUAGAGUCCAAUAGGAAAGUAGUUCUUUUCAGGACCUGUGUAGUUCUAGUGCUGCCAAACUACAAAACCAAUUUCAAGUUACAUCCUUUACCACAUUACUGCACAGAGGAACAGAAAGUGAGUGUGAUUUUGGAGCUCGUGGACAACCUUCUGCAAGUAUUGUUGCUGAUAGGUCACCAUUUGUGCUGAAACUUUCUUCACCUAUGAGGGCUGUAGAAGACAAAGAGUACCUCACACCUGUUGGUCUUGUGCAGCCUUUGGUAUUUCCUUCAACCAAAAACUGAGAAAGAGAGAAAGAAGCAAGUUGAAAAGCCUGAGGAGAAAGCAAAGAU